UAUCUCACUGCGGCCGCCCAUGUCGUCCUUCGCCACGCGCCUCAACUCGCUCAAGACGCGGGGCGUCUUCAACAUUGACAACGUGCAGGCGGGCCGCGGCCGGCGCCCGUCGACGAUCGACAAGUCCAAGCCGAAUGUGAUCGACGUGACCUGCCCGAUGACCGAAAUUGAGUGGGAAGGCUACCUCUACAAGCAGAGCAAGAUUGUCAAGACGUGGAUUCCGCGCUACAUUACGCUCAAGGACGGCUUGCUGUGCUACUACAAGAGCAAGAAGCACGCGGUGGAGCGCUCGCAGCUGCGCGGCUCGUGGCAGAUUGCAAAAGUCCUCGACACGAUCCCGUCCGGUGGCAUUGGCGGCACCAAGCUGCACUCGUCGACGCUCGGCUUUAGCAUCGUCGCGACCAACAAUCACAUCAUCCACUUUGUUGCGAUCAGCCCCACGGAGAAGGAAAUGUGGCUCUACAUGUUCCGCAAGUGCUGCGACCAAGACUUGUACCAGAAGAGCCUCGCGACCGAGCAAACGACGUCGACGCCAACCCAGGGCGAGAGCAAGCUCGCGCGGGCGUCGUCGCAGCUCUUCUUCCAGGGCCUCACCGAGCCCAUGACGGGCGGUCCCGUCCUUUUCGAGAAGCUCGCGACCAUCCUCUCGGACAUUACGCCCACGGAGCUCAUGGACGUGCUUCCGAUUUUUGUCAACCACCUCAGCCAAGACGUGGACGUCAAAUUUGACUUUGAACCGCUCGACUGCGCCAAGUACGGCUUCUCGCAGGGCAUGUACUACGCCCGCGAGGGCUUUGUGCAUUUCGUGUCGCUCUUCCGGCAGACGUUUGCCUUGCAAGCCGCGAAUGGCGACGAGUUGCCCAAGGUGUACCCAAUGAAGGACGUCGACUCGGUCGAAGUCGUCGGCCAGCACGUGCUCCUCAAGCUCAACGCGAACGAAGAGAUUCGCGGCCGGUUUGUGCACCGCAUGCAGUUUUCGCCGUCGGGCCGCAUUGCGCGCAUGAGCGUCGACUUUAAAGUCGCAUCGUCGUCGUCGUCGUCGGGCGCCGCGCGCACCCGCCCGCGCUCACUGUACAAGCUCGAGAAGCACCCGCAGAACUUUCACUUGUGCUACAAGUCGAAGCGGUCGCUCCUGCUCUCGUUUCGCGACUUUGAGAUCCUCGGUGUGCUCGGCCAAGGUGGCUUUGGCACCGUCGUGCUCGUCCAGCGCUUUACAGGCGGCGAGCUCUUUGCGAUCAAGGUCGUCGACAAGGUCGCCGGCGCCUCGAGUGCGCUCAAGGAGCGCCGCAUUCUCUCGACGUUGCGCCAUCCGUUUUUGGCCCGGCUGCGCUUUGCGUUCCAGACGCAGACCAAGCUCUUUCUGGGCCUGGACUUUUACACGGGCGGCAACUUGUACUACCACAUGCACUCGUCGACGAACGCCGACGGGACGACGAUGGAGUGGACGGGCGGUCGCCGCAUGGACAUUGCGCGCGUCCGCUUCUACGCGGCCGAGCUCGCGCUUGCGAUCAGCUACUUGCACUCGCACGGCAUCAUCUACCGCGACCUCAAGCCCGACAACGUCAUGCUCGACGACGUGGGCCACAUUCGCCUCGUGGACUUUGGCAUCUCGAAGCAGCUGAUGCAAGACCAGUUUACGGGCACGCUCGCGGGGUCGCCGGCGUACAUUGCGCCCGAGCAGCUCAACACGCAGCGGCCGCAGUACGGUACGAGUGCCGACUGGUGGAGCUGGGGCGUCCUCGUCUACGAAAUGCUCACGGGCUCGACGCCGUUCGAGGACAGCAACAUUGCGCAGAUGUACCGCAAGAUCCAGAGCCACGACAUUCGGUAUGAGUUUCACUGGCCAGUGGAGCCAGCGGCCAUCGACCUCCUCCAGAAGGUCCUGGUGCGCGACCCGAGCCAGCGUCCUUCGUUUGGCGAGAUCCAGAGCCACCCGUUCUUUGACGGCGUCGACUGGAUCGGGCUCCUCCAAAAGACCGUGCACCCGCCGUUCACGCCGUCCACCGACGACGUCUUUGCCCACGUGUCGACGCACUUCGCCAAGAUGAGCGUCGACUCGCUCGACAACACGCCGUGCGUCGGCGUCGGUCUCCCGUCGACGACGACCAAGAAGGGCGACGGCGUGGAUCUGCACAUUGACGACUUUAGCUUUUUCUACGAAAAGCCGGACGAAGUCGCGCAGAGCGACUACGCGUAUGCGCUGAUUGCCCAAGUGAAGGAGACGUUUGCGCGCGAACACAAUGGCUGCUGCCCGCCGUCGUCGGGCCCGACGCUCACGCACUUGCACUCGGAAGACGACAUUGUCGACAAUGAUCUCGACCCGGAAGUCGACCUUGUCGUACGCGAUACCGAGCUCGAGAACGGCCUCAGCCGCUGCAACAGCGUGGACUUUAGCCGCUCCAACAGCGCCGACUUGAGCCGCUCCAGCAGUGUCGACUUGAGCCGCUGCAACAGCGUUGACUUGACCGUGGUCUGCGGCGCGGCCCCGGACACGGACCGCAGCGAGCUUUAAGAGCGAUGCUUUCGACAAGUUGACAACCAAACAAGAAAAAAAGAGAAGUAGUGUAAUCGUACAACACAAUGGCCGAAUGAUAUUCGCA
Saprolegnia parasitica CBS 223.65 is the source of this 2600-nucleotide messenger RNA. RefSeq names its product AGC protein kinase. The transcript is spliced from 4 exons. Lineage: Eukaryota; Oomycota; Saprolegniomycetes; Saprolegniales; Saprolegniaceae. The record is from RefSeq and is a predicted model, not a curated record. Gene Ontology annotation, molecular function: ATP binding; protein serine/threonine kinase activity. Gene Ontology annotation, biological process: protein phosphorylation. The coding region runs from base 20 to 2512 and encodes 830 amino acids.